AUGAGCAGACGCAACAAAAGCAGGCUCGUUGUAGACCUGGAUGACGAGGUCGAGUUUGUGACCAAGGUAGCUAAACAGACCACUAGGGGAGUAUGCUAUGUGGACGUACCUUUGCCUAUGCCCAUGGGUUCAAACGGGCCAUCAUCUUCCAAAAGUCCAUCGAAGGCUCCAGCUUCAGGCUCCUUGUUUAACUUGGAUGAUGGCGAUGUCCUGGGCAACAUAGGUGUACCGAUUCAGCUGGAUCCAGUGGCUCGGAAGACAAAGACCCAGAAUGACUUCAUGAGGGACUGGAUACCCCACUGUGAUGACUAUCUUCAUGCCAUUAUUGAGAUGGAAGCCCCGCCUGAGCCCAGAAACUGUGCGGAAUGCAAGCAUGCUCCUUUCCAUCGGAUAAAGCAUUGGCAGGGUCAGUAUUUUGAGCUGGCAUCACUGUAUCGGGUCGGCGUCUGCAUCCAUUUGGGGCAUGGCAGAGAUCCCUGCCCUCUGGGCGCCUUCACAGCACAUAACAACCCUGCACCGGUGGUGGCCCCGGGGUCCGAUUUCUGGAAUGCCUCCAAUGAAGACCUAAACACACAUGAUGGCGAGGUCCCAGAUGAUGGCGAGGUCCCAUUCGACUUUGCACCUCUGACAGGCACCCUUGACAGUGAAGCAAGGCAAACCGACGAUGCUCCCGAUCCCACUUGGGAGGAAGAUGUGCCACCGGUGCUCUCCCGGCCACCUCGCCGUGAUAGUUACGGGAAUCAGAUCAUAGUCAUUGUCGACAUCUCUGGCGUUCACCAUAUCGGCGUUGACUGGUGCCAGUGUGAGAUGGCAGUGGAGCGUGACAUGCAGCUUCUUCAAAUGGGACUUUACCCUGGUACCGUCAAGGAUCCCCAUACCGCCUUCACAUUCGCCGUCCUCGACGAUUUCCUUCUGGAGAACAAAGAGUGCAAGACGGCGGCAUUGAACUACUACAGCAAACUCAAAUGGGUCACGAGCAAUGCCUUCCCUGGCACCAUUCCCGACCAUUAUCGUGAGCUGAUGCGAGUGUCCCGCCAAUGGUGCCAACUCAAAUAUCGCAAGUGGCACGGCUUCUCACACGAUGCCCUCCAUCCUGUGGAGAAGGGUGGCCUCGCCAUCUUUUGUCCCACCUGUCCCCAGCCUGGGCUCAACCUGCCUUUCGAUUGGCAAGUGGAUCCAGUGCAGUGGAAGUUCAAAUGCAGCUUCAUCAUGGAUGGCAAUUUCAGUGCAGAGCACAUGAAGAUGAAGCACCCUGAGGAGGACGUCACCCUCAGUGACGGCCAGGCAUUCAUGGUUGGCCAAGAGGAUUACAAGGCUCAUCUGGCGGUGGCCAUGGAGUCGCAUCAGCGCUCCACUUGUCACGAGCACCGUGCUGUCAAUCAGGCCAAUGUGGAUCGCGCCAACCUCGACGCUACAGGAAUCAUGGCCACUGCUUGGGCCAGACAUGGUUUCUUCGUCCCUCAUACUGUCGUCGAUUUCCAGAAGGGAGAAAGACAAAUGAAUAUGGAUUACUCUCUCAGCAAUGCGCUCCUGACCCUCAUCGGUAUCACCCUCGUCCUCGUCAUGUACGACAUCAUAUGCCAGUAUGGUGUCCAUGUCCGCAAACAUUUCUGCCACAGCGCCUAUCUGAGGAUGCCCUUCAAGCUCAAGAUAGACCAAGGCAUCGGCUUGUUUCAUGUGCACGGACACCAAGAUUGCUGCUUCCAACGGUUCUCGCCCAACUUUAUAGUUGGCGCUGGUAUGGUCGAUGGUGAGGUCAUCGAGACCCUGUGGGCGCCGACAAAUGAGGUCUCAGCAGUGAUGUCAGUUAUGGGUGAUAAUAAAUUAUGCUAG
Molecule: messenger RNA, 1833 nt
Organism: Sparassis crispa
Lineage: Eukaryota; Fungi; Basidiomycota; Agaricomycetes; Polyporales; Sparassidaceae
Exons: 6
Coding region: 1-1833 (610 amino acids)
Source: RefSeq, a predicted model, not a curated record